Messenger RNA from Fusarium musae, 4176 nucleotides. RefSeq lists its product as uncharacterized. The record is from RefSeq and is a predicted model, not a curated record. Gene Ontology annotation, molecular function: phosphatidylcholine lysophospholipase A1 activity. The transcript is spliced from 16 exons. Lineage: Eukaryota; Fungi; Ascomycota; Sordariomycetes; Hypocreales; Nectriaceae. The coding region runs from base 1 to 4176 and encodes 1391 amino acids.
AUGUUUUCUCCCCAGAUACUGACUGGGCUAUUGUUCUCGACUGUCCUGCCUGCAGUAGCCCUUCCUUGGCCACCUCUAGCCCAAGAUGCGCCAGAGAUAUUUGAGUAUAACUCCACCAUUUCUGCUCGAGCAAACCCCGGCGACUUCUUUCUACGGAUAUUACCCUUAGGAGCAUCUAUCGUGGCCGGAGAUUACUCCCAAGACGCCAGCAAAAACGGGUUCAGAAAGUUUACCCGUGACAAGCUUGUCGAACAAGGAUGGAAAGUGAACAUGGUUGGUAACCGUAACUCGGGUAGUAUGUCAGACAAUGAUCACGAAGGCAUCUCAGGCCAGGUUGUCCAAGACAUUGCGAAGCGUGGACGAGAGUCUGCCGCAACAUGGUUACCCAACGUGGUACUAGUUAACGCAGGAACGAAUGAUGCCAACGACCGCAAGUCUGACGUCGAUGCCGGACGAACGGGCCUUCAGAUGAAGGAGCUCAUAGAAGGGAUCUUUGCAGAGGUCCCCCAAGCUGUCGUGGUUCUUUCUACUCUACUGCCAAAGGGUUCGAAUGCAGACUAUGUGGAAAAGAUUAACAAACAGUACCGGACAGUCUAUCGUCAGUUCGUUCCCUUAGGAGAGGAUGGCAAGGAGGAGUCGAAUCCGCAGUUCAAAGUCGUCUUGGCUGAAAUGCAGCCAUGGUUGAGCAUUGGAGAUAUCCACGACGGGACGCAUCCAACCAUUUAUGGUGAGAGAAAGAUGGCAGCCGCCUGGGUCUGGGCCAUCGGUGUUGCCAACGACCGAGGUUGGAUUAAAGAACCCAAGCAGAGCAGUCUCUUCAAGGAUGGCGAGAGCUCUAGAACUUGCCGUAAGAAGUUUGGAAGCGGCGCGUCAGACCCCAGAAGCGGUCGGCAGAUUCUCUUUGCCAGCGACCCAGCGAUUCGCGACGACGGCACCUACCGGCACAAAUCUCAGCUUCGCGACGACCGCAAGGGGUCCUUUACCAAUACAAUCGGCGGUGGGCCCGACAAGGACAUGACCAAGACAUCUGAUAUGUGGUUUGCCCAGCUCGUCAACCUGAAGGGCUCACCCAAGGGCGAUGAGCGGGAUGAGCUGAUCCUUGCACCCUCAGACAAGUCGGAUCGUAGAUUCACUGUCUAUUUAAACAAUGGGAACGGAGAGUUCAAUGACGGGUUCUCAAUCGAUCCGAAAAUGAGCUGUUCCAACGCUCAUAUCAGAUGGGGUGAUGUUAACGGUGACGGUUUGGAUGAUUUCAUUUGCAUUCAGACCAACGGAGAGUUAUACGUCUCCAUCAAUAAGGGUGGAAACCCGCCUACAUUUCAGAACUACAAGCCGCAGGAGAUGGGCCUCGGUCGCGAUCGAGUACGCCUGGGAGAUAUGGACGGUGACGGUCGCUUAGACUACUGUGUUAUCUCGAAUGCUGGCAAUAUUCAUUGUUGGCGCAAUGGAGGUAUCGGAGACAAGGCCGCUUACUGGCAAGACAUGGGUCAGGGAUCACAUAUCUUUGCGUCCCAGAACACAGGAGAUAUGCGAGGCGUACAACUUGUCGAUAUGAACGGGGACGGCCGCUAUGACUGGACAUGGAUGAGCAAGGAGGGCCAAGUCAAGACAUUCAUCAACCAACGAGGAGACGGCAAGGGUAUGAAACCAUUCUGGAGAGAGGCCGGAAUAACGCAUCCUGGCCGUGGCUUUAACAUUGGUGAAGACCGCGAGUUCAUCAAAUGGGGCCGAAUAUUUAGCGGACGCCCUUCUUAUGUCAACUGGCAGCGCGAGGGUUUGCUUUGCAAUGGAGGUGUAACGUGUCGAAUCACUUACCAGGUUUGGGAGAACCAGGGAGAGGGGGGUACUUCACAAAAAGGUGAUGGUAUCUUCUGGGGCGACACAACUGGUUCCGGCGUAGACGACUACGUUUGGAUCUCCAUGCACGGAGAAGUCAAUGUGUUUGUGAACAAGAAUACGCGGAGCAAACACGACUUUUACGAAACUAACGCUUGGGGAACGCCAUCUAUGGUCCGUACAGGGCUCCCGCGCCGGGCAUUGCAUUUGGCUGAUUGGGACGGAGAUGGUAAAGACGACAUCAUAGGCGUGACUGACCUCAAGACUGGUGCACUCAAGGUUUGGUACAGUCGCUACAACGACGGAAAGCAUAACUGGGAUGCACAGCUUAUCCCCAAUCCGCCUGGCAGGGAAUGGUGCACUCAAGGCUUUGGACGACUACCUUUUGACAACGCCCACCACUUUGCCGAUCUGACGGGCUCUGGCAGAACGGAUUACAUCUGUAUGGCGCCAAGUGGCCAAGCCUGGGCCUGGCUCCGAGGUAAGGACGGCGUUGCAAAGCCUUCGGGGCAGAUCAAGUACACGGAAGACCUAGACCGGGCCAACUUUCAGUUUGCAGAUAUUAACGGUGACGGCAAAGCCGACUUGAUCCACAAAGACAAGUUCAGCGGCGACACCCAAGUCUGGUAUUUUGACAGGGUUGUCUCUGAGGCUGAGCGACCUGGAAACUCGGGUAGCAUCAUCAAAUGGGAUCGGCCUGAGAGGUUGUUCCGUGGAUCGGUCCGGGGACCAGAUACUCACUACCCACGACUGAACAACCAAGGUCGCGCUGAUAUGGUCUACGCCAAGGCCACCAAUGCACACGCUCAUAUCUCGUUCAACGUAUGCCCCGCAGGAGGAGAUGAUGAUGAGAGAGAUACAGACCUCCCCACAUACAGCCCCCCCGAGCUUUCUCCAGACCCCGAAGGUGACUGGUUCUGUGGCAAAGGUAACGGAGCCAAGUGGACUACCAGUCUCUGGCGCGAACAUGGUGUCGGUACCUGGCUAAGGCAGAGAACCGAUCUUUACAGCGCGGCCGAGAACAGCUGGCCCAACGAUGAAGCGAAAGGCGUCCCACGUAUCAUUGCCGAAUACGAUGUUUUCAAUCGCGAUCGUACCUUCAACUGGCAUACAUCCUGUCGAGCAAUCAGCGACUCUUGUGACUUUGUCAAUCCUCUUGAGGAGGCAGACGAUUGUUCGAAACACCAGGAAAGAGCCUUUGCCCUUUGGGCCAUGGGAAACUUUGCCCUGUUCCAGCAAAAAUGGUACAAGGCAGUCAAGGAUGGCGUAGACUCUGCAUCCAAGUCAUCAGGCGCUAUUGCCGACAAAUUCUUGCCUGUAUCGGCCGAGGAUGCGCUUGCUAACCCGGCGGCGUGGCUUACUAUCGUGGCUGGCAUGUUCACCACAAUAGGUGGCAUUGCCCCUGGAAUGCUUGGAAAUAGUGUCAACUUUGUUGCAGGUGUCUUGACCAUUGGCGCUGGCGCUGCCUCGUUUGGAGCAGAUUCGACUGAGCCGAGCCCGCAGUUCAAGUCAUUUGCGAGCUUGGACAAGGCCCUUGGCGACAUGGUUGAAUGGACAAGGAAGGCCAUGGCAGCGCAAUUCAACCGCUACUUCGUUGAGACGCCACCCAACAAUGAUAGGGCGCGUGGCUCGGAGCUGGCUCGCGCUAUUGAAUCCGGUAUCUGGGCCAACCAGGAUAUUGCGCAGGCUGACUCGGAAACCAUAUGGGAUAGCGGAAGGGUUCAAUCCAUGAUUGAGGCUGCUAUGAUCAGUGAGAUGUGGAAUACCGGAGAGGUCGCCAUCUUCAAAUGGUCCAAAGAUCACGACUUGGCUAAAUGGGGAUUCAACCCAUGCUUUGGUGGUGACAAGCACGGCUUGGACAAGUUCGUCGCCUGUAUCAACGGCCACAACUAUCUCAUUGCCAAGCAGAUCAUCAAGGAUGAGCAAGGUGAUGCCAGAAACUGGCCAGAUAUCGGAUCGGACGAGGAAUCACUCAAGGAGUACAAGCUGGAUCACGCUACUGUUAUCAAUGCUGCAGAGAGGACACAAAACCGAGCUGACCGCUUUAUUCCCCGUGGAAUUGACAACCUAGGAGAGCUCUUCACUGAGGCUUCUACACAGCCUGAAGGCGACCGCUCCAAGUACUUAACCUACUUCAACGUUCCAGUGUGCAAUCUCAACGACGUGUACAACUUCGACAAGUACCAAGAUCACCUGUCUGGGGAAGUUCAGUUUUGCACGAGUGAGAAGACUGCAGGAAACCUUGUACCAUUUUGUGUCGCCCAUAUGCUUGCCAUCAACUGCAGGAAACUCAGCUUACCAGGAGGGGAAUGGCCUUAUCAGAACGACAUUGUCGCUUGA